Molecule: messenger RNA, 900 nt
Organism: Astrephomene gubernaculifera
Lineage: Eukaryota; Viridiplantae; Chlorophyta; Chlorophyceae; Chlamydomonadales; Astrephomenaceae
Source: the annotation of a GenBank genome assembly
GCCCUUUCUUUCGUGCACGUCUGAGGCCGCUGCUAGAAAAUAUGGCCGUAGGUGUUAAGAAGCCGGCCGCCAAGGGCGCGGCGAAGAAGAAGGCCCUGGUCUUCACCAUCGACUGCUCCAAGCCGGUGGAGGAUAAGAUUAUGGACAUUUCUUCGUUUGAGAAGUUCCUGCUUGAUAAGAUCAAGGUGGACGGCAAGACGGGCGUGCUGGGCGAUGCCAUUAAGGUCGCCAAGGACAAGACGAAGGUGACCGUCACCGCGGAGACCAACCUCAGCAAGCGUUACCUGAAGUACCUCACGAAGAAGUACCUGAAGAAGCACAACGUGCGCGACUGGCUGCGCGUUAUUGCCUCUAACAAGGACAGGAACGUCUACGAGCUCCGGUACUUCAACAUUGCCGCGGACGAGGCUGAGGAGGACGAGUAAAGCGGCUUGGCGUAGCAGCUUGGACUGGAGCUCUGGCGCAGCUUUUUCGCCGCCGCAGCUUUUUGGCGCAUGCGUCGGCGGCGGUCUUGCGGGGCGGCUGCCUGGACCAGCGUUAGUGUUGUUGCUGAGGCGAAUGCAGCUGGUGUGCAGCGCUUGUAACGAGAGAAAAGUCCAUCUUGUUGUCCCUUCCGACCCAGGCAGUGCACUAUGGCAUCUUUCAUCGGGGCAUCAGCUUUGUUAGCAAUAGGCCGGAGGCAGCACCCACGAGUGCAUAGCAGCUGCUUAGCAGAUUGUAAGCCAACGUUGGUGAGUCUGGGCGGGCAUGUACUCCCCGCCUGCGUGCCAGUGUUGAGAGCUAUCCAUGUUGCCGCCUUGAGAGCUAUCCAUAGGUAACAGGGGGGGCCCACUUGCCCAGCGCAGCUGGGCUUUAUCUGCAGCUGCUAGGGGAAGCGGCAACAUGCUGGGUGAACAGGGG